Molecule: messenger RNA, 1102 nt
Organism: Daphnia pulex (common water flea)
Lineage: Eukaryota; Metazoa; Arthropoda; Branchiopoda; Diplostraca; Daphniidae
Exons: 5
Coding region: 74-1102 (342 amino acids)
Source: RefSeq, a predicted model, not a curated record
UACACCCUUUUCCAAGGUUUAUUAUCAAAAUCAGUUGGAACUGGCUUUCACGUGACUCCAAACGGACGUUUGGAUGGGUAGCGUGAAAUGGUGCACCUACCGGUGCAAUUUCUUAUUUUUAAUUAUUUUAGUUUCCGUGAGCCUCUUUGUUCUCAUUUCACUGUAUCACCCCAAAAUCAAACAACUCCAACUACCCAACUCGGUAGUUGGUAAUUAUUAUUUCAAAUAUUACCUGCAAGACACACCGUUGAUUCGUCAAAGCAACAGAUUACUAUUAGGUCAUGAUUAUUCGUACAAUUCAACUUGUAGCAGCGCUGCCGAUAGGAGAGGCCCUCACCAAAAAGUCAUUUCGUAUUCUCUUUACGGAGAUUUCUCUAAGGCAGAUGCUUUUGACAAAUAUUUAUCGCCUUUGAAAAGAACGAUCAAUUUAAUUCCCUCGAUCUAUCCAGGUUGGAUUGUGAGGAUUUAUCACAACUUAACAAGUGACGACGACCUCAAGUUAUUCAGUGAAGAUCACGUCGAUUUGUGCAACGCAACGGAAAUUAUUCGGAUGAGAAAUUUAGGCGAUUUAUUUGCCAUGACUUGGCGUUGGUUACCUCUACUUGAUGAAAUGGUGGACACGCUUAUGUCAAGGGAUUCCGACAGUGCGAUAACAUCUCGUGAAGAAGAAGCCGUAGGUGAGUGGCUGGCUAGCAACAAAUCCUUCCACAUCAUGAGAGACCAUCCAGCCCACUGUUUCUUUGGGUUUAUUAUGGGGUGCUGCUGGGGAGUGAAAGUCAGCCAGGAUCGUACCAGGAUCGUCCUUGCGGCUGAGAAAAUGUUUAGAGCUAACCAUUCGCACAAGUAUGAUUACGAUCAGAUUCUAUUGGAUGAGCUCAUUUGGCCCAUAGCAGAGAACAAUUCGAUUGCUCACGAUAGCUACUGCUGCGAGGUAUACCGGAACACCCAACCGUUUCCGAAACAGAGAAGAGAUCGCACUUUUGUGGGUUCCAGAUCCUUGGGUCCUAAAUUCAUUACAGAACAACUCAGCGAUUUGGACGAAUGUCCCCAACGAUGUCGCCCACCUACUUACGUAAUAACAUCCGGGAUGAAUUUUUGCUAA